Molecule: messenger RNA, 1035 nt
Organism: Ilyonectria robusta
Lineage: Eukaryota; Fungi; Ascomycota; Sordariomycetes; Hypocreales; Nectriaceae
Product: Alpha/Beta hydrolase protein
Exons: 1
Coding region: 1-1035 (344 amino acids)
Source: RefSeq, a predicted model, not a curated record
AUGUUUGGAAGUCGAGGCGUUACCCUCGGCGUCAUGACACUCAUCAACGCCAUGGCCGCUACAGCCCAAAACAUGUCGUUCGGAGCCGACAACUUCUACCGCAGCGAGAGUGUCCAGGUCCAGCCCGUCAUGUUCCCAACCCAGUACCGCACCAACGUCACGGGCAAUCUCUUCUACCCGCGCAACUUGAGCCGUAGCGAGGAGACGCCCGCCAUUAUCGUCGGCCACCCGAUGGGCGCCGUCAAGGAGCAGAGCGCCAACCUCUACGCUACUAAGCUCGCCGAGCAAGGCUUCGUUACCCUCUCCAUCGACCUCCCUCACUGGGGCGGCAGUGAUGGUGAGCCCCGUAACGCUGUCUCAGCCGAAUACUACGCGGAGGCAUUCAGCGCCGCCGUCGACUACCUCGGCACCCGCGGCUAUGUCGACCGUGAGCGCAUCGGCGGUGUUGGCAUCUGUGGCAGCGGCUCGUUCCUCAUCAGCGCCGCAAAGAUCGACUCUCGUAUCAAGGCCAUUGCCACUGCGAGCAUGUAUGACAUGGGCACCGUCACCCGCAGCGGCCUCCAACGAUCACAGACGCUCGCCCAGCGCAAGGAGCUCAUUGACGCGGCCGUCGAGCAGCGCUGGAACGAGACCGACGGCGCAGAGCCCGAGUUGAUCGGCGGCACUGUAGACAGGCGCGAGGACGCUACGGAUCCUAUUCAACAAGAGUUCUACGACUACUACCGCACCACCCGCGGCGAGUUUACGCCCCCCGGUGCUCUGCCCAACACCACGACUCACCCGACGCGAACGAGCCAAGUCAAGUUCCUCAACUUCUACCCCUUCAACGAUAUCGACACCAUCUCGCCCCGUCCCAUGCUCUUCAUCUCAGGCGACCAAGCUCACUCGCGCGAGUUCAGCCAGGAUGCCUACACGCGUGCUGCCGAGCCCAAGGAGCUGAUCUGGAUCCCGGGUGCCGGCCACGUCGAUCUCUACGACCGUGUGGAGCUCAUUCCCUUUGCUAGACUUACUGCCUUCUUCAAGAGAAACUUGUAA